AUGGCUUCGGACCCUAACGUGUCCUUUCCGGGAGCACAAGAAAUAUGUGACGCGGCAGGUGCAGGCAUGGGAGUGGUAGGAGAAGAGGAUCUUGCCAGCAAUGUGCGGCAGCAGACCGAAGAGGAUGCGGGGUACUUGAAAGUUCAUUUGCCAAGAGUAAAGUGGAAGGCGGUGGAAGAGGCACGGAGAGUGGACGUCGACGACCAAACGGCUUCCAAAGAGGCGCAAAAGAAGGUGGAGGAGGAGGUGGAGAAGAAGAUGGAGGAAGAGAUGCAGGAAAGCGCGGUGGCGGAGGCGAGGAUGAUAGCGGAUGCAGAGACACCAAAGAUCGCGGAGGCGGAGGUGGUGAAAAAGGCGGCGGGCAGAGGCGCAGAGGAUCGCGGUGGUGGAGAUGAAGAAGAAGGAUACUGCAGAGGCAAGGAAGAUCGCGGAUGCAGAGGCGCAGAAGAAGGUGGAGGCAGAGGCGCAGAAGAAGGCGGAGGCAGAGGCAUAGAAGAAGGCGGAGGCAGAGGUACAGAAGAAGGCGGAGGAAGAGGCGCAAAAGAAGGCGGAGGUAGAGGCGCAGAAGAAGGCGGAGGCGGAGGCGCAGAAGCUCGCAGAGGCAGAGAGGCGCAAAAGAGGGCGGAGGCAGAGGGAAGAACAAAGGCAGAUGCAGAGUCACAUAAGUUGGCAGAUGAAGAGCCGCAAAAGAGUGCGGAUGCAGAGGCGCCAAAGUUUGCGGAGCCAGAGGCGAAGAAGAAGGUGGAGGUGGAGGCGCAGAAGUUCGCAGCACAGAAAAGGGCCGAGGCAGAGCUGGAGAAAAAGGUGGAGGUAGAGGCGCAGAAGUGCACAGAUGCAGAGUCACAAAAGAUUGCGGAUGCAGAGGUGCCGAGGAUCACGGAGGCAGAGGCGCAGAAGCACGCAAAGGCAGCAGCGCAGAGGAGGGCGGAUGCAGAUGCGCAAAAGUUUCCAGAUGCAGAGGCGCAAAAAUGCGAGCGGCUGCAAAGGGAGAAACACAAGGAGGAGGAGCAGCAAAAGAAGGAGGAGGCGAAGAGGAAGGAAGCAGAAGACGCCGAGCGGCUGCAGAGGGAGAAACAACAGGAGGAGGAGCGGCAGCAAAAGGAGGAGGCGAAGAGGAAGGAAGCAGAGGAUGCCAAGUGGCUGCAAAGGGAGAAACAACAGGAGGAGGAGCGGCAGGAGAAGGAAGAGGCGAAGAGGAAGGAAUUAGAGGACGCCGAGUGUCUGCAGAGGGAGAAACAGUUCGAGGAGGAGCGGCGGCAGAAGGAGGAGGCGAAGAAGGAAGCAGAGAGUGCCGAGCGGCUGCAGAGGGAGAAACAGCAGGAGGAGGAGCAUCGACAGAAGGAGGAGGUGCAGAGGAAGGAAGCAGAGGAUGCCGAGCGGGAGAAGGAGCGCCGAUUAGAGGAGGAACGCGUGCGAGAGCAUCGGCGAGCAGAGAAGUUGGCCAGACUAGCGGCCUACGAGGAAGAACAGAGGCUUAUGGAGGCAGAGGUAAAGGCUAUGGCUGAAGAAAAGGAGCGUUUGGCGCGGGAGAUGGAAGAGGAGGAGUCGACAAGGCAGGGAGAGGGGAGCGGGGAAACAAGGGAGGAGGAGGAAAUAACUGAGGGGGAGAUGAAUGUAGGAGCUGCCAUGGCUGUGGUUCUUGGACAGAACGGAGAGGGCUCCAGAAGGCAGCCUAGGGAGAAGGACAGGGAGCCGGAGGGGCAUGCGUCUAAGAGACGGCGUGCAGCAGGCAUACAGGAGUUGAUACCGAUAAUCCUAGGGGGAGUUAAAGGGGUGAAGAUAGACAAGUGUGACAAUAGGAGAAACGCCCAAGUGGACGCUAAUGGUAUGACCUGGAGCGUGAGGCUGCCUUUCAGGGGAAGGGGUUCUCUCAUCAAGGCGAGGGAACACUGCUGA
This is a messenger RNA of Closterium sp. Naga37s-1, 1896 nucleotides long. The record is from the annotation of a GenBank genome assembly. Lineage: Eukaryota; Viridiplantae; Streptophyta; Zygnematophyceae; Desmidiales; Closteriaceae.